Messenger RNA from Salmo salar (Atlantic salmon), 1858 nucleotides. RefSeq names its product interleukin-21 receptor. Lineage: Eukaryota; Metazoa; Chordata; Actinopteri; Salmoniformes; Salmonidae. The record is from RefSeq and is a predicted model, not a curated record. Gene Ontology annotation, biological process: cytokine-mediated signaling pathway. Gene Ontology annotation, cellular component: external side of plasma membrane. Gene Ontology annotation, molecular function: cytokine receptor activity; protein binding.
UUUGUCAUAGAGACUUUAGUCAAGCUCCUUUGGUACAAGACCAGGUCAGGUCAAAGUAGAGCAACGUAAUGCCAUACCUGAUCUAUGUUAACAACAGACGUGUCCCAGGGAAUACAGAAGUAUGUGGCUGCUCCUCACCAUUGUCCUGUCUUACAGUAUCGUCUGCCUGAAUGGGAAUUAUACCACAACAGGUCAUGAAUAUAGCCUUGACUGUGUAAGUGAUUACCUGUUCACCAUUAACUGUUCCCUGAGCAUCCUGCCAGAGGUUGCUCAUACAGACCAGUCCUCUUACUGGCUGCGCAUUGAGGACCUCACUUUUGGGACAGUAUUUGAUGGUGGGAAGCUGAGGAAAAACGAUGGCUAUUACUCCUGUUCAUUGGACACUUCACAUCCAGAUUCUGCUGUUGAUCCAGAUCCUGAUGAGGAGCCAGAUUUUUUUUUUGACACUUCAAGUUUUAAGAUCACUCUCUAUCACAACAGAAGCAAUGGACAUAUAACCGCCACCUUGCUGGAUAAGGAAUACAUGCCAGUAAAGCAUAUCAAACCCAAUCCACCAUUCAAUCUCACCAUCAACCGGAUGUCAAGUCAAUACCAUGUUACCUGGAUGAGUAGCUAUGAGAAGUAUUUAGAAUUUGGCAAUCUUCUGACUGACAACCUGAAGUACCAACUCUGGUUCUACAGAAGUGGCCACCAAGGCAACGUUGUCGAAGUUCGCCACUCAACUAACAUCUCAGUGAACAAUGAAAAUUUUGAGCCAGACACAGAGUACACUGUAAACGUGAGGUCCAUCCCCAACCAACAACAGUUUCAAGGCCAGUGGAGUGAAUGGGCAUCGGAGGCUCAUUGGAGGACUGAUCCCACACAAAAAGUCGGAGAACUUCCAACAAACACAUUUACUGCCAUCUUAUGUGUGCUGGUUCCAGUACUGCUAAUUCUGUGCUACAUUCCAAUUGUAAGGUUGAAUAAAUCCAUCUUCAUCCCAACUCCAGCACCAUACUUCCAGUCCCUUUAUGCUGACUGUGAGGGGGACUUCAGGAGCUGGGUUGUGACCCCAGGCUCUGGGGCAGACUUACUCAAGACAGAGGAAACCUUGCGAAUCGACACCCUGACUGAGACCAUACCGGUCCUGGAUGACCACUCCUCACUGGUGCCCCAUCACAUGAUCCAGGAGGGCCCCAGCGACAACCUGUCUAACCCAGUGUCUGAUGUGCUUUACCUGGGAAUUGCUUAUGCUGUAUCUCUGAGGUCACCACUCCCGGCACCCAGAGGCCCACUGAAGAGUGUGUCUCUGAGUGAGCCAGAGAGCACCAUCGAAGCAGACUCGGGGUGUUGGCUGCACAGCACCACAUCUCUGGAGCAGGAGUGUGCCUGGUACAGCAACGUGUACAGCUGCAGUGACUACUGCACCCUAUCAGACACUGGGAAUUGUCAGGAAGUUACCCCUAGAAUCUAUUGACGCACCGGUGCGUCAAUCUAAGCAACACAAUACAAAAUCCCAAUCAAAAUCCGUCAGUUUAAGCUAGAGAUAUGUUUUUGUAUGGGCUGCGUCUCAAUCCACCAGAUCCGCCCAUGUCUCCCUUCCACAUCUGCGGUGGAAAUUGGCAGAGCUACAGCGCUGUUAGACCAGGAGACAUCCCGAAAAUCGGUCGUCUCACGAAAACGUCUGUAGCAAGCGAACGGUUUGACCCCCACAAGUGACACAAGAUUCAUCUAAAGGUAACCCAUACAAAUGAAUGGAAAUAUGGAGGAAGUUUUGUGCCAACAAAAUUGAGGGGUUAAAUAUGUGUAAAAAAAACAAACAUAUAUUAUAUACACUGCUCAAAAAAAUAAAGGGAACACUUAAACAACACAAUGUAAC